Caenorhabditis auriculariae is the source of this 1179-nucleotide messenger RNA. The record is from the annotation of a GenBank genome assembly. NCBI's taxonomy places the organism in Eukaryota, Metazoa, Nematoda, Chromadorea, Rhabditida, Rhabditidae.
AUGAUGGGUCUUUUGUCGACAAUCCGAGGGAAAAAGGACAAAGAUGGUCAGGCUCUCGGCGCCGCUCAAAUCGGUCCCAUCGCAAGCAAAACUAAAAAACUCGUUAUAGCCGAGCUUCCAAAGUCAGUUUUCAAUUUUCACGAGAAGGUUCGACAAAAUCUAUAGUCUGUUUUAUCACAUUUCCAAGUUUUGAAGUUAACUCAAACAGUCUUUUUCCAAGAAAAUUUUUAGAGUUUGACUAGUCUAAGGACAUAAAAUAUCGAAUUCCUUUGACACAAUCCAAACAUUUCAGGAUGCUCGCAGAAAAGCCAGACCUUUUCACAGUCAUUUGGCUCCGCUCAGCACAGAGAAGCACUUCAAUAAAGGUAAGACAUGGAAAAGCAUACUAUGAAAAGGUUCGAAAAUGUUCAGUUAGCGUUUGGAAUUUCGCUGGAUGAGAAUCCAGAAAACAACGAAGCUUUCGUGGCCUUUUCAUCAACGAUACAGUCCUUUUUCCACAAACUUGUGAGUAUUUCUGCCUCAUUUUGUUUUUUUGGAUGCUUCCACCAACUAUUGUAUGUAUCUGCAGAUUGUAACGUAUGAACUGGACGAUGAGCUCGUGGUGACGUCAUGUGAGCAACUGGGAGCUCGACACGUCGACUUCAUCUCCCGAGGCUUUCACUCGCACUUCUGGGACAUCUUCAUGGUAUCUCCUUUCAUCAUAAAAUGAGCCUUUAUUUUAAGCUCAGUAAAAUUAAAUCGACAAGAUUGUAAGAGGAGAUUUUGAAAUCGAAAGCUCUCGAUUGUGGAAGUCCGACCUUGUGGCUUGAAAGUUGGAAUCGUUCUUCCAAAAACGCGUUCGUUAGCUUCACAGAAAAAGCUUUCAGAACUCGAACUGAAGAUAAAAAACAUUUAAUAACGGUAGUAUAGCUCUAUGAAGUCAUUAUGAGUGAAGAAUUCAAAGAAAACUUUUCCACAGGUCUGCAUGGCCGAAACGAUAGACGAAACGCUGUCUUCCUACAUGCACGACGACGAGAAAAGGAACGAGAUGAUCAUCGCUUGGCAAAGGUUCUUUUCUUUCAUUUAGAAAAAAAAAAAUCAAAAACAAAGUUCAGAGUUGUCAACGCGAUCGUUCAUCACAUGCGAGAAGGCUAUUCGGAGCGCCGGAAACAGGAACUCGGCGCCAAAAACGGAUCAUAA